AUGGAUUUCCUGCUGCUCGGGCUCUGUCUACACUGGCUGCUGAGGAGGCCCUCGGGGGUGGUCUUGUGUUUGCUGGGGGCCUGCUUUCAGAUGCUGCCCGCCGCCCCCAGCGGGUGCCCGCAGCUGUGCCGGUGCGAGGGGCGGCUGCUCUACUGCGAGGCGCUCAACCUCACCGAGGCGCCCCACAACCUGUCCGGCCUGCUGGGCUUGUCCCUGCGCUACAACGGCCUCUCGGAGCUGCGCGCCGGCCAGUUCACGGGGUUAAUGCAGCUCACGUGGCUCUAUCUGGAUCACAAUCACAUCUGCUCGGUGCAGGGGGACGCCUUUCAGAAACUGCGCCGAGUUAAGGAACUCACCCUGAGUUCCAACCAGAUCACCCAGCUGGCCAACACCACCUUCCGGCCCAUGCCCAACCUGCGCAGCGUGGACCUCUCCUACAACAAGCUGCAGGCGCUGGCGCCCGACCUCUUCCACGGGCUGCGGAAGCUCACCACGCUGCACAUGCGGGCCAACGCCAUCCAGUUCGUGCCCGUGCGCAUCUUCCAGGACUGCCGCAGCCUCAAGUUUCUCGACAUCGGAUACAAUCAGCUCAAGAGUCUGGCGCGCAACUCUUUCGCCGGCUUGUUCAAGCUCACCGAGCUGCACUUGGAGCACAACGACUUGGUCAAGGUGAACCUCGCCCACUUCCCGCGCCUCAUCUCCCUGCACUCGCUCUGCCUGAGGAGGAACAAGGUGGCCAUUGUGGUCAGCUCGCUGGACUGGGUGUGGAACCUGGAGAAAAUGGACCUGUCGGGCAACGAGAUCGAGUACAUGGAGCCCCACGUGUUCGAGACCGUGCCGCACCUCCAGUCCCUGCAGCUGGACUCCAACCGCCUCACCUACGUCGAGCCCCGGAUCCUCAGCUCCUGGAAGUCGCUGACCAGCAUCACCCUGGCCGGGAACCUCUGGGACUGCGGGCGCAACGUGUGCGCUCUGGCCUCCUGGCUCAACAACUUCCAGGGACGCUACGAUGGCAACUUGCAGUGCGCCAGCCCCGAGUACGCGCAGGGCGAGGACGUCCUGGACGCCGUGUACGCCUUCCACCUGUGUGACGAGGGGGCCGAGCCCACCAGCGGCCACCUGCUCUCGGCCGUCACCAACCGCAGCGACCUGGGGUCCCCCGCCGGCCCGGCCACCACACUCGCUGACGACAGGGAGGGGCAGCCCGACAGCACGCCCGAGCCUGUCACCGUGGCUCUCCCCGGCGAGCACGCCGAGAAUGCCGUGCAGAUCCACAAGGUGGUCACCGGCACCAUGGCCCUCAUCUUCUCCUUCCUCAUCGUGGUCUUGGUGCUCUAUGUCUCCUGGAAGUGUUUCCCAGCCAGCCUCAGGCAGCUCAGACAGUGCUUUGUCACGCAGCGCAGGAAGCAAAAGCAGAAACAGACCAUGCAUCAGAUGGCUGCCAUGUCUGCCCAGGAAUACUACGUUGAUUACAAACCGAACCACAUUGAGGGAGCCCUGGUCAUCAUCAACGAGUAUGGCUCGUGUACCUGCCACCAGCAGCCCGCGAGAGAAUGCGAGGUGUGAUUGCCCUGGAGACUC
This is a messenger RNA of Dama dama (fallow deer), 1581 nucleotides long. RefSeq names its product leucine rich repeat transmembrane neuronal 1 (gene LRRTM1). The coding region runs from base 1 to 1566 and encodes 521 amino acids. Gene Ontology annotation, molecular function: protein binding. The transcript has a single exon. Gene Ontology annotation, cellular component: extracellular matrix. The record is from RefSeq and is a predicted model, not a curated record. Lineage: Eukaryota; Metazoa; Chordata; Mammalia; Artiodactyla; Cervidae.